CACUCCCUUCACGCACAAUCUUGCACGCCGCCCGUCUCACUCACCCGCUCGACACCAAAUUCACACAAAAUGUCCACUGACGCCACCACUCCUUCUAACACUGCGACUGCCACCUCUGUCACCGACGCCGCUAAUGGCAGUGCGGCCAAGGGAAAGGGAAAGGCCACAGAGGAUGUAAGCAUGGACAUCGAUGAACCAGAAGAAGAGGAAGAGGAUGACGACGAGGAAGCUGAAGACGACGAUGAUGAGGAGGAGGAAGACGAGCUCCAAGAGAUCGACCCUUCCGCGAUCCUCCCCUCUGGUGCCCGCCGUAGCACCCGCGGCGUCAAAGUCGACUACUCAUCCGCCGAGGCACUCCAGAAGGCCGGCCUUAAGGCCGGCGAAGACGAUGCCGAAGACACUGGCGAAGACUCGUUCGUCGCCACGGAGGAGGAUGGCCGCGACGAUUGAUCGCUUUUCAUGCCGGGUGGUCGAUGGAUGUCGUUGUCCUUUUGAAGGUGGCGCGUCUUGAUGGAUGGACGUACGUGUCUUGAGGAUGAAUGAAGCAUCGUGUUUCUUGUUGCAACCUGCCGUGUCUGUGUUAUGAUGCGUUUGGUCGAAGUUAAUGUGCUGUUGUCUGUUGUCCCAUCCCCUUUCUUUAUGCCGGUCGGUCGAGAUCAUCAUUCCGUUCUGCGUCUCUGGUCCUUCGUGGUCCCUGUGGUCCGUCCUGUUCUGUCGUGUAGCACCAUAAUUAUAAAUCUCUAUUCGCUUGUGAGAAGU
Stereum hirsutum FP-91666 SS1 is the source of this 759-nucleotide messenger RNA. RefSeq lists its product as uncharacterized. Lineage: Eukaryota; Fungi; Basidiomycota; Agaricomycetes; Russulales; Stereaceae. Bases 70 to 450 code for a protein of 126 amino acids. The record is from RefSeq and is a predicted model, not a curated record. The transcript is spliced from 3 exons.